Enterobius vermicularis (human pinworm) is the source of this 903-nucleotide messenger RNA. NCBI's taxonomy places the organism in Eukaryota, Metazoa, Nematoda, Chromadorea, Rhabditida, Oxyuridae. The record is from the annotation of a GenBank genome assembly.
AUGUCUGCUGUUGUGCUCCUUGCUUCUGUUGUUGAUCCGCAUGUAGUUGCCGCUGCUACCAAAGCUCCUAUAGGCUUAAAAAAAGCUUACAAAAAGGUAAGGCUUUUUUAUAUUCAUUUAACAGAGACAGUGGUGUCAGAAAGAACAAACGAAACUAGUGGACCUGUGGCAGCUAAUGUUCGCCGUGAUGACAAGAAUGGAAAAGAAGUAAGAGGUGAAAAAGUUCACGCUGCUGCUGCAUCAACACUUUCAGCCGCCGCAGUGAAGGCAAAGCAUAUGGAGGAACAGGGCCUGGAAGUGCGGUUUAUAGUUCUGUCUUCGCUAGAUCAUAUUCUUCCAGCACCUCCUCCAAAACUUAAAAUACCAUACCCUUUGCAUUCGUCUCAGCAAGUUCAGUUCACUGCACCUCCAGACUUCGUAACUACUUCAAGCCCUUCUCAGUCAGUAAUAACCGCCGAUAAAAGACUAAAAAUGAACACUGACGAGAAGCCACCCAAAAGACUUCCAAAGUCCGCCACAUAUCUUCUGGCUUUAAUUACAAAAACCGCGAAGUCUAACCCUAUUUAUCCGUCUUCUGCGGCAUCACCCACAACCUUCGUUACUUCUCGACAGACGACAACGGCCGUUCCAGUCAAAGUUGUCACUACAUUCCAAUUUCGGACAGCAACUCUUUCUCCGACACCGAUCGCAACUUCCGUCGCACCAUCAGCUGAUGACUCCUUCAAAUGUCUCAUUGGGUCCUCCCCACAGCAGUCUGGACAGCAAGUUUUGUCACAGCCUCAGCUUCAGCAGUACAGCACUCGACCAAAUUAUCCUCCAUCCCAAUCACACUCGCAGUACUCUCAAAUCCCUGCACCCCAGCCGUGUUCGACGCAACGUUGUUCUUUUUUGCUGUCGUCGUAA